Messenger RNA from Ochotona curzoniae (black-lipped pika), 879 nucleotides. RefSeq names its product TIFA inhibitor (gene TIFAB). The transcript is spliced from 2 exons. The coding region runs from base 22 to 777 and encodes 251 amino acids. NCBI's taxonomy places the organism in Eukaryota, Metazoa, Chordata, Mammalia, Lagomorpha, Ochotonidae. The record is from RefSeq and is a predicted model, not a curated record. Gene Ontology annotation, biological process: canonical NF-kappaB signal transduction. Gene Ontology annotation, molecular function: protein binding.
AAAGGGCCUGGGAGCCAGAGGAUGAGAGAAGCCAGAGCUCCCAGCCAGAUACAUGUGCCAGACCUUCCUGUCGCAGGCUCAGGAGGCAGAGCAGGCAGCUCCAGAGAUGCGUGGAGGGUGACGGCUGUCACCUCUGAGCGGCUCAGCCACGCGGAGUUCUUAUCCAUGGAGAGGCCAUACACGGUCCUGCACGUGAGCCUGUACCACCCCUCGCUGGGCCCCCACCACACCUCUGCUGGCAUUCCAUCGCAGCUGCAGCAUGACACCAGUCCACUGCUGGUGGGGCGGGGGCAGGACGCCCACCUGCAGCUGCGACUCCCCCAGCUCUCCCGCCAACACCUGUCCCUGGAGCCCUACCUGGAGAGGGGCAGCUCCGUGCUGGCCUUCUGCCUCAAGGUGCUCAGCCGCAGGAGCCGCGUGUGGGUGAACGGGCUGCCACUGAGGUUCCUGGAGCAGGUGCCACUGAGUCCUGGCAGCAGGGUCUUCUUCUCCGGCGUCCAGAUGCUGGUGCAUGUGGAGGGUGGUCCCUGUCUGGAGGCCUUCGUCUGCCGCUUCCAUCUUAGCCCCUCGCCCCUGAUAGGCCGACCCCAGGCUGAGGAGACUGACGAGAAGGAAACCUUCCACCAGGAGCAGCCUCUCCCAGGUUCAGGGACCACUGGUUCCCCGGACUUUCCCCAUGGCCCUUCUCAGACUGCAGAUGAUGGUCUCCAGCCGAGUCCUGCAGGAGGAGCCAAGAUUCAGCCCCGGAGGGAGCCCUGGGACUCUGCCCUCUGCUAGCCACACCUUGGAGAGCAUGGCUUGACUGGUACAGACCUGAAUAUCUCUGAGCCACAUCAUGGAAGGUGACAUGUGAGGCCUGCUGGCCACCUUGCUCCUGAU